UAAGACGAGGACGAGGUUAUCCAAAAAUAUUCAAAACACAGCAAUGUGUCUUUUGUGUUGGUGUUUAUUUAUAGUGUAAGCGCUAUUUACAUAUAAUAUUUUCUUAACAUUCUAAAGCCAGUUUAGUUGUUAAUUCACAUAUUUUACUUGAGUUAAAUAAAUACAAAAAUAUUAAAAUCUACAACCACCGCACCACGCUACUCCAUCCGCCACCAUCGCAAUUGAUGUUAGUAUGAUUUCUGUUUAGUUGUUAAUACAAAUAUUGUAUCUAACAACUCAAAUUAAAAACUAUCCCUUCUAACCACAAAAAUGUUGUACACAUAAUAUAGGCAUAUUGUUAUUUUAUGAUCUAUUGCAAUCCAUUAUGUUUUGUCUAUCAUUAUCAUAGUAGUUAUUUGACUAUUAUUAAAAGACAAAAACAAUCAUCUGCUGUAGAUGUUAAUUCCUGUUUUUGUUUAAUUGUUCAAACAGGCAAAGUCUGUCAUUUCGAUAAUGAACUGUGUGGUCCGUGUCUAAAUCAUCCGCUGACAACAUGUUGCCGCCUCCACCUUUAAAACAUUACCGCGGUGCUCUUGCUUUUUCCUUGUUUGUAUCUAUUUGUUUCCCUUAGAAACCAGGACGCGGAGAGAAUCCCAGUGAAGGACUAGUUAAUGAAAAAAAAGAGACAAAGCACCAAUAGCAGAGCAGAUAACGGGACUUCCCGCUCCACCGUCCGCCCGAUGGAGUAUUUAGGGAGCCGAGUCCGUCCGGGAGAGCAGACGACAGGUGCACCGGGCACGACCAAGUUAUGGAAGGUGGAGAUGAAACUGACAGGUGCACCAUCAAACGACUGGGGACGAAUCGACGCCCAUCGUGUCUCAUACAAGCGGUUCAGGAGGCGGAUCAUCCAGAAGAGCGCCAGCGGGGGUCCAGCUGCCAGCACCCCGCUGGCCACUUGGCGGCAGCGCGAGCCCAGCUUUGAGCUCCACACGGUCCGCCAGAGACUGGAGCUGGAUUCUCCGCCGAGGCUCCGCGAACCGGCGGCAAGAGGCCCGCCCCGCGAGACAGCACACACACCACGCUCCUUUCCUGCCAGGGGACGGCCCGCACCAGACAAUACCCCACAACAGGGAUGGGUGUGGGAAGCUGCAGUUCCAGAACAUCAAGGUUCUGAUGAGAGAAGACGUGCUAUGCAGCCCUUUGCUCUCUUGGACAAAACUUCCACCAGUCAGCUGGGAAAGUCAGUGGUGAAGUUGGCGGCACCGUCGCUGCUGAAUGACUACUACACUCACCUUCUCGACUGCAGUUGUAAGGGUGUGAUCGCGUUAGCACUGGGCUCUUCGGUCUACCUGUGGAAUUCACAAACUGGCUCUCUGGUGGGAUAUUUGGACCCGAGUCCACACCCAGGACUGGCGCGCCAUCCGACGCCGUCCAUCUCCUGCCUGAGCUGGAGCAGGGACGGCGGCACCCUCAGCAUCGGGACCCGGCGAGGAGAGAUACAGCUGUGGGAUGUCGAACACAAGCGAAACAUGAGGUGUCUGCCGUCACACCUCUCCGUGGUUAGAGGGCUUUCCUGGAACCAGCACUUACUCAGCAGCGGCUCUGCUCUCGGACGCAUCCAUCACCUGGACCCCCGGGCUCCUGAGCCUUUGGUGGGUGCUAUUGUCCAGGCCGAGGCGGUUUGCGGCCUCCAGUGGUCCCCAGGAGGCGACCGGCUGGCCAGCGGCUCCACAGAGGGCCUCCUCUGUAUUUGGGGUGGGGACAUGGCGGGGGUCACAUGGUCACGUCAGCCGAUCUCCACGAUGAGACAGCCCAGCGCUGUUAAGGCAAUGGCUUGGUGUCCGUGGCAGAGAAGAAUGAUCGCCACAGGAGGCGGAUGGACCGAUGGAGAGCUCAGAGUCUGGGACACAGAUUCGGGGACUUGCGUGACUUCUGCAAACACAGAUUCUCAGAUCUGUUCUCUGCGAUGGGCCGAGAAGAAGAAGUGCCUGGUCACAGGUCACGGCCUUCCUCAUUACCAAGUCAGCUGCUGGUCGUGCCCCCUGCUCCCCGUCCUCGGCCCGGUCUACCGGAUGUCAGGUCAUUCUCAAAGAGUUCUGCAUUUGGCCGUAAGCCCUGACGGCUCUCAGAUUUUCUCUGCUGGAGCAGACCAGCAGUUUCACAUCUGGGACGUGUAAUUUCACAACAUCACUGAACAUGGACGGUGAAUUCUGGAGACCUGUGUGAAACUUGUGUCUGACCCGUGUCUCCAAUCUCCGGCUCCGAGCUUAUCACAAUGAAAAGUUAACAAACCCAAACCUAAAUUCAACUUCUUAUUACUGUUCGAUAACAUCAACAUAAAAAUACAGAAUUCUGGGGACUUGAUUCUAUUUGUUUCAGGUUUCACUUCCCACGGUGAGUGUGUGUCAUACGAUGCAAACUCGCUAUUAAGUUUGCAGCCACAAAGGACUUCAGAGAUGUCGUGCAAAAGUACCUGUGGUGAAGACCUCCGUUUAAAAGAAAUAAGACCCCAGUGCAGUGAGUAUUUUGGUCAAAAUGUUCAGACACAGACAGGCACAUGUCGAAGAGACGCUGCAACGUGUGAGGUCUGUCACCGCCAACAUGUCAUUAUUGAAGACUCCACCACAACACUAAAGUUCAACAACACAAAAAGCGCAACACAGGAGUCAAUGAUACAUUAUCCCUGCAGCAGCACUGUGCACUGUAUAUCUCAAAUUAAACAGUGACUUUAUGCUCCAAAUCAGUCCCAGGUCUUUAUGGAAGUUGAAAUGUUGGAAAAACCUGUCUUUUGUUUCCAGUAUAUUUAAAAGGACCAUUUGAUUGGCAGUUAAGGGCCAUUGCAUUUUCAUUCAUGCAACAUUUAACACUAAAUCUAAACCCCCACCUAAAAGGCCAAUGGAAUAUAAUGAUUCUGUGCUCACUCCCUGCUAAUGAGAGUGCUACACUAAUGUGGUGGUUCUUGAUGUGGCAUUAAUAGUUGUGGCUUUACUUAAGGGACUAUACCCUCUACUAUUCUAUAAGUUUAGAAUCCUUAAGUUAAAAUGAAUGAAAUAAAAAAUGAUCAUUGUUGUUCGUAGACUUUAUUUCUUUAUAUUUUCUUGUAUUUCUCAUUUGUAUGUACUGUGUGUAUGUUGAGACCACAUUGAAGAGUCAAAUUCUGAUUUUAAGAAUAACAGCUGAUAAUCGACUCAAUUGCAGAAACGUACAAUCUGGUAAAAUUUGGGAAAUUAUUGAUUGGUUUGGUUUGCUCAAAACAUUAAAACAAUUACAGCUGCAAUGAACUAUUUUCUG
Molecule: messenger RNA, 3270 nt
Organism: Pungitius pungitius (ninespine stickleback)
Lineage: Eukaryota; Metazoa; Chordata; Actinopteri; Perciformes; Gasterosteidae
Product: cell division cycle protein 20 homolog B-like
Exons: 11
Coding region: 651-2156 (501 amino acids)
Biological process (GO): positive regulation of ubiquitin protein ligase activity; positive regulation of anaphase-promoting complex-dependent catabolic process; anaphase-promoting complex-dependent catabolic process
Cellular component (GO): anaphase-promoting complex
Molecular function (GO): anaphase-promoting complex binding; protein binding; ubiquitin ligase activator activity
Source: RefSeq, a predicted model, not a curated record